AUAAAACCUCUGAUAGAAAUAAACAUACACAUUACCUCCAGCUAUCUCCCUUCUUUUUUCUAUCACCGUUGUUUUUAAUAUGCAUUACACGUGUUGUGGUUGACCGGCAUUGACCGGUACCUGUGUAAACAAAAACAUGUGAUUGAAAAUACUUUUUUGUUUUAAUUUGAAUCUUUUAUUGUAAUCUUGCGUUUUGUAAUAUAUGUUUACUUAAAUUUGAUACAAAUAAGACUGAUAACUAUAGUUAAUAAAUAUUAACAGGGAUACUAAAAAUAAAAAACGUAAACUCGUUACACAAACAACGUUUUAAUAUUUAAAACAAGCUCAUACAUAAUUCCAAUGUAUACAUGACUAUGGGAGCAGUAAUAUAUUUCACGGGAAUAAUCUUCAGUUUGAUAAUCAUGAAUCUCAUAGCAACACUACUUAAAAGAUAUUUGUUCACAUCAGUUCCAUUAAAACAGAACAACCCCCAGUACAAAUUAUUUAAAGAAAUUCCCACUUUGAAGUCAUAUCCUCUAAUAGGACAUUCCUACCUGUUUUUUCCUGGAGCUAAGUACAAAUCAGAACGUCUGACAGAGGCAUUUGUAGACAUCAGCAGAACAUUAGGUCCGAUUUUCAGACUACAAUUAGGUGCCACUGACAUGGUAGUUACUCUUAAUCCAGAUGAUUCUCGGACGUUAUUUCAAAAUGAAGGCCGCACGCCUAAGAGACCGGCAUUUGCAGCACUAGUUCAUUAUAGAACAAAAGCUUUUAAUAGCGUGGGUGUGGUCCCAGGAAAUGGGGAAGAAUGGUACAAAAUGAGGAAGGGUGUAACCCCUCUGUUACAACACCAAGUUAUCAAUCCAUACAAAAAACAACAACAAGAAAUUGCUAAAAUUUUCACUGACUAUGUGAAACUUCAUAGAGGGGAAAAUUUUGUACUACAAGAUAUUUAUUCACAUUUGUUAAAAUUUACAAUUGAGGCCAUUUCUGUGGUGUCUCCUGGUCAUCAUUUUCACUGCCUGUUUAAUGAUAAUGAAGAAACACAAACAAUUAUUGACGCUAGUAUCAAUUUCAUGGAUGGAUUGCACAGAAGUUUGAUGGAGCCACCAUUGUGGAAAAUAUGGAAAACUGCAGGUUACAAAAAAUUAGAAACGUCUCAUAACACGAUUUACAAAAUAUUAAGAUCACAUCUUGAAGAUAUAGAAAAACAGUAUCACAAAGAUCCUGAGAAACUAAAAGAGAUGCAUCCCUAUAUGUACUCUCUUUUCAGUAAUGAUCAAAUUUCAUUGGAAGAUAAGAUCAUGUUAGCUAUUGAAAUAUUUUUGGGUGGGAUAGAUGCAACAGCUACAACCAUUGCUUUCACUUGUCAUUAUUUGUCUCAAGAUAGGGACGUUCAGGAAAUUGCAAGAUCAAGUCUGUCAGAAGGGACAGACUUUCUCAAAGCUUGCAUUAAAGAAACUUUGAGAUUAUCACCCACAGCUGGUGGGAAUUCAAGAUAUUUAAUUAAUGAUACUAUAAUGAGCGGCUAUUUUGUGCCAAAAGAAACUUUAGUUUUAUCACUUCACUCAGGGCUCUCUAAAGAUAAUAAUAUUUUUAAUGAAGCAGAGAAAUAUUAUCCUCAGAGAUUUAUGAAAGACACUAGGGAGAAUUUCCAUAGAUUUGCCAGUUUGCCGUUUGGGCAUGGUCCAAGGAUGUGUCCAGGAAAGCGGGUGGCUGAAAAUGAAAUGGUUAUUUUGUUAGCUGAGAUUUUAAAGAACUUCGUGUUGGAGCCGGCUGGAAGUGACAACGUCGGAAUGGUUUUUAGGAUGAAUCGAAUACCUGACAGGCCAAUAAACAUAAAAUUCGUAAAUACAAAUCACUAAAUAUUUUAUUAUUUCAUUGUACAACAAUACAUGUUUUUUUCAAAAUUACACUAGUAUUAGUUCCAUUUACAUUUCCGUAUUUACAUUUUUAAAAGUAUAUUUUUGAUAUUGUUUAUAAUUUUGUACAAUAAAAAUCUGAUUAAAGCUUA
Messenger RNA from Zophobas morio, 1993 nucleotides. Its product is annotated as cytochrome P450 CYP12A2-like. The coding region runs from base 348 to 1844 and encodes 498 amino acids. NCBI's taxonomy places the organism in Eukaryota, Metazoa, Arthropoda, Insecta, Coleoptera, Tenebrionidae. The transcript has 6 exons. Gene Ontology annotation, molecular function: iron ion binding; monooxygenase activity; heme binding. The record is from RefSeq and is a predicted model, not a curated record.